This is a messenger RNA of Penicillium malachiteum, 1560 nucleotides long. RefSeq names its product UTP glucose-1-phosphate uridylyltransferase (gene ugp1). Gene Ontology annotation, biological process: glycogen metabolic process; UDP-alpha-D-glucose metabolic process. The record is from RefSeq and is a predicted model, not a curated record. Bases 1 to 1560 code for a protein of 519 amino acids. NCBI's taxonomy places the organism in Eukaryota, Fungi, Ascomycota, Eurotiomycetes, Eurotiales, Aspergillaceae. Gene Ontology annotation, molecular function: UTP:glucose-1-phosphate uridylyltransferase activity. Gene Ontology annotation, cellular component: cytoplasm. The transcript is spliced from 2 exons.
AUGUCUGGCAAGGCACUCCCCACCCACCUCCGAGCUCCUGCUACCGAUGCCUCUGCUGGCUUUGGCAAGCACCAUGGCAAGUCUCAGUCACACAUGGCAUUCGAGAAUGCCUCCACCAGUGUGGCCGCCUCCCAGAUGCGCAACGCCCUGAACGCUCUGUCUGACUCUGUCCCCGAGGGCAGUGAGAAGAAGCGCUUUGAGGCUGAGAUGGACAACUUCUUCGCUCUGUUCCGCCGCUUCUUGAACGAUAAGGCUAAGGGUAACGCCGUCAACUGGGACCGCAUUGCUCCUCCCCAGCCCUCCCAGGUUGUUGGCUAUGAGGAGCUUGGCGCCGAAGCUUCGGUUGAGUUCCUGAACAAGCUGGCUGUUGUCAAGCUUAACGGUGGUCUCGGUACCUCUAUGGGUUGUGUUGGUCCCAAGUCCGUCAUCGAGGUCCGUGAGGGCAUGUCCUUCCUGGAUCUGUCUGUGCGCCAGAUCGAGCACCUCAACCGUACCUUCAACGUCAACGUUCCCUUCGUCCUCAUGAACUCCUUCAACACCGACCAGGACACCCAGUCCAUCAUUAAGAAGUACGAGGGCCACAAUGUCGACAUCAUCACCUUCAACCAGUCCCGCUACCCCCGCAUCAUCAAGGACUCCCUUCUCCCCGCCCCCAAGAGCUUCGAUGCUCCCCUCCAGGACUGGUACCCUCCCGGUCACGGUGACGUCUUCGAGUCUCUGUACAACUCCGGCACUCUCGACAAGCUGAUUGAGCGUGGCAUUGAGUACAUCUUCCUGUCCAACGCUGACAACCUGGGUGCCGUGGUCGAUCUCCGUAUCCUGCAGCACAUGGUUGACUCCCAGGCUGAGUACAUCAUGGAGUUGACUGACAAGACCAAGGCCGAUGUUAAGGGUGGUACCAUCAUUGACAACGACGGCAAGGUCCGUCUGCUCGAGAUUGCCCAGGUCCCCAAGGAGCACGUCAACGAGUUCAAGUCCAUUAAGAAGUUCAAGUACUUCAACACCAACAACAUCUGGAUGAACGUCCGUGCUAUCAAGCGUGUUGUUGAGGAGAACGAGCUGGAGAUGGAGAUUAUCGCCAACGAGAAGUCCAUCCCUGCUGACAAGAAGGGUGAGGCCGACCAGGCUAUCUACCAGCUGGAGACCGCUGUUGGUGCCGCUAUCCGUCACUUCAAGAACGCCCACGGUGUCAACGUCCCCCGUCGUCGUUUCCUUCCCGUCAAGACCUGCUCUGAUCUCAUGGUUGUCAAGUCUGAUCUGUACCGCCUGGAGCACGGCCAGCUGGUCAUGGACCCCAACCGCUUCGGUGGUGUUCCCGUUAUCAAGCUCGGUUCCGACUUCAAGAAGGUCUCUGACUUCCAGAAGCGUAUUGGCAGCAUUCCCCGCAUUGUCGAGCUGGAUCACCUCACCAUCACUGGUGCUGUUAACCUGGGCCGCAACGUCACCCUCAAGGGUACUGUGAUCAUUGUUGCCACCGAGGGCAGCACCAUCGACAUUCCUCCCGGUUCUAUUCUGGAGAACUGUGUUGUCCAGGGAAGCUUGCGCAUCCUGGAGCACUAG